Zingiber officinale is the source of this 1718-nucleotide messenger RNA. Its product is annotated as tubby-like F-box protein 6. NCBI's taxonomy places the organism in Eukaryota, Viridiplantae, Streptophyta, Magnoliopsida, Zingiberales, Zingiberaceae. Bases 354 to 1568 code for a protein of 404 amino acids. Gene Ontology annotation, molecular function: protein binding. The transcript has 5 exons. The record is from RefSeq and is a predicted model, not a curated record.
GAGUCUGCUUUGCCGAAGCUCUUUAAUUAUUCUCGACAUUUUUAAUCACCAAGCAUUUGUGUUUUAUCUAUCUGUCGAAGCUUUGAAGAGAGGAGAUUGGGGGACGAACGGCGAUGGCGAUCUCGACGGCGACGGUGACGGAGACGGAGACGCUGGUUUCUUUGUGCCUGCGAGAUUUCUGUUCAUUUGUGCAGGUUUCUUGAUUCUCUUUUUCAGUCUCCCUGGUGGGAGUUGUGAUGAUUUUUCGUGCUGAUUUUGGAGAUCUACUCACGAGCUGGAUGCGGAUGGUUACCACAAUACGGCCGGUGUCGAUCGAGAAUUAGCUGCUUGCUUCGAGAUUUGCUGGCGGAUCAAUGUCGUUCAUGAGUAUGAUUCAGGAUAUGAGGGAUGAAUUUGGAAGCAUCUCGAGGAAAGGGUUCGAGAUGAAGCUGGGGUAUGGAUUGAGGUCAAGGUCGCACCGGUUGAUACACGAUGCGGUGGAUCUGCCGCUGGCGGACGGGAUGAGUCAGAGCUGCUGGGAGAAUAUGCCACCCGAGCUACUAAUGGAAGUGCUGAUUAGGAUUGAGGAGGCUGACGGCUCGUGGCCUCUGCGGAAGGGUGUGGUGGCCUGUGCAGGGGUGUGCCGCAGUUGGAGGAGCAUCAUGAAAGAUAUAGUCAAGACGCCAGAGGUGUCGGGGAAGCUUACCUUCCCUAUAUCAGUGAAACAGCCUGGUCCUAGGGAUUUUCCUCUCCAAUGUUUCAUUAGACGGAAUCGUAACACACAAACUUACCACCUUUAUCUUGGCCUUACCCAAGCAUUAGCAGAUGAUGGCAAAUUCCUCCUCUCUGCACGAAAAUGUCGGCGGGCUACAUGCACAGACUAUCUCAUUUCUCUUGAUGCAUUUGACAUGUCAAAGGGAAGUCGUACAUAUAUUGGAAAAUUAAGAUCUAAUUUCCUGGGAACAAAAUUCAUUGUCUAUGAUGUUCAGCCACCUAAUGCUGGAACUGUGAUCUCAAGAAGUCAUUCCACUCAUAAAGUUGGUUCCAAACAAAUCUCUCCCAGGGUUCCUGCUGGAAAUUACCCAGUUGCACACAUUUCUUAUGAGUUGAAUGUCUUGGGUUCCAGAGGUCCACGAAGAAUGCAAUGUGUCAUGGACUCAAUACCUGCUUCUUCAAUCCAACCAGGAGGGGUGGCUCCGACACAGACAGAAUUCCAGCAUAAUUCGAAUGUUGAAGCCUUUUCGUUCUUCAGAUCUAAGUCAUUCAUCAGAGAAACCUCUUUGGGAUCAUUGACUGGUAUGAAAGAAGAUAAUUUGAUUUUAAAGAACAAGAAUCCAAGAUGGCACGAACAGCUUCAGUGCUGGUGCCUGAAUUUUAGGGGGCGUGUGACUGUUGCAUCAGUUAAGAACUUCCAGUUGGUUGCUUCCGAAGAAAAUGGGCCAGCCCCACAGGAGGACGAGAAGGUUGUUCUCCAGUUUGGCAAGGUGGGGAAGGAUCUGUUCACAAUGGACUACGGCUAUCCUAUAUCGGCAUUCCAGGCAUUUGCUAUUUGCCUCAGUAGCUUUGACACCAAAAUAGCUUGUGAAUGAAGACCGGGACAAAUCAUAUUUCCUUUCAUCUCUAUAAAUGUUAUCCUGGGCACUUGGGAUGGCAUCAACAAAGUACCAAUGUGAUACUUGUCUAACUACUCUUGUUCUUUUUCAGUUGAUUUCACUAUAUGCAUUUGAAGACUUCAGUCA